AUGAGCGCUUUCUUUCCCAUCAUCGCGAGCUUACACCCCGCCGCACCAUCAGCUGCUGCCCCUACUGUCCGCUCAGCCUCGGUACUGGCCACCUCUGCCUCGAAGUGGGAUGCUCGUCUUUCGCACGACCCUAUCCACGACAACGCCUACUACGGCAAAUGCAUGAUCGGCGGUGUCCUUUCGUGUGGCCUCACGCACACGGGCAUCACCCCGCUUGAUGUAGUCAAGUGCAACAUGCAAGUCAACCCGACCAAGUUCAGCGGUCUGCUUCCGGGCCUCAAGACCAUCGCCUCGGAAGAGGGCGCAGGCGCUUUGUUCAAGGGCUGGGUCCCCACUGCCAUCGGCUACUCGGCCCAGGGUUUGUGCAAGUUUGGCUUUUAUGAGUUCUUCAAGGACACGUACAGCACAAUGGCUGGAGAGGAAAACGCCUACAAGUAUCGUGGAGCCAUUUACCUGGCUGGUUCCGCCUCGGCAGAGUUCUUUGCCGAUAUGGCCCUCUGCCCUAUGGAGAUGGUCAAGGUGAAGGUGCAGACCUCGCCGGCCGGCACAUUCCCUGUUGAGUUUGGCGCCGCUGUGGCCGCGAUGAAGGCCAACUCAGCCGAGACCCGCUUCCCCUUCGGCUCGCUUGUGCCCCUGUGGUCCCGUCAGAUCCCGUACACGAUGGCCAAAUUCUUUUUUUUCGAAAAGGUGGUCGAGGCCUUUUACACGUACGUGUUUACGGAGCCCAAGAGCACGUACCCCAAGAGCACGCAACUCGGUGUGACUUUUGCCUCGGGCUAUCUGGCUGGUGUCAUUUGUGCCAUUGUGUCGCACCCGGCCGACUCGGUUGUGUCCCUCAUGGGUAAGGCCGAGAACAAAGGAAAAGGGUUUGGUCAGAUCGCCAGCGAAACUGGCCUCGUCAACCUGGCUACAAAGGGCCUGGGCACGCGUAUCAUUAUGAUCGGUACGCUGACCGGUGCUCAGUGGUGGAUCUACGACACGUUCAAGACGGUGAUGGGCAUGGGCACGAGUGGAGGUGCCGCUCCCAAGAAGAACUAA
Molecule: messenger RNA, 1038 nt
Organism: Hyaloperonospora brassicae
Lineage: Eukaryota; Oomycota; Peronosporomycetes; Peronosporales; Peronosporaceae
Source: the annotation of a GenBank genome assembly